Molecule: messenger RNA, 5466 nt
Organism: Alternaria burnsii
Lineage: Eukaryota; Fungi; Ascomycota; Dothideomycetes; Pleosporales; Pleosporaceae
Exons: 7
Coding region: 1-5466 (1821 amino acids)
Biological process (GO): transmembrane transport; mitotic spindle organization; regulation of mitotic cell cycle
Cellular component (GO): mitotic spindle
Molecular function (GO): protein binding; transmembrane transporter activity
Source: RefSeq, a predicted model, not a curated record
AUGAGCGUCCACAACUCCGAACAAGCCAUUGGCCAAGUCCAGUCCUCGCUCGACGGGAAGUCGCACGCCAGAAUGUCAAUUUCAUCCACCGAAAUCAAGUUCGAGAAUAACGGUGAUCUUGUAACCCGGACACAGCAAUGCAGGAUACUUGCUUCAACAUGCCUCAUGGCUUUUACGAUAAUAGGCCUCAACCAGUCUUUCGGUGUUUUCCAGGCACACUACGGACGGCAAGCAUCUGCCCUAGAGGGUGUCCUUCUUCAAGCCGAGCUGUCACAACGCUCGUUGAUCUCUGCCGUAGGCUCAUUAGGAAACGGUGGACUCGUCGCCGCCUUUGGGCUGUUUUACUAUCCACACCUACCUAGGUUGGGAGGUCACGUCAAAUAUUUGUGUGGACUAGGCACUGCCUUCAUCACGAUUGGCUUCGCGGCUGCUGCAGGAAGCCAUAAUCUGACAACGCUUGUCGCCUGCCAAGGAUUACUGGUUGGCAUUGGAGCUGGCAUCCUUAAUUACGUUCUUGCGCCUAUUUUACCCGAGUAUUUCCCACAACGGAGCGGACUUGCACAGGGUGCCAUGUUCGCUUGUGGCGGUCUAGGGGGUAUGGUAUGGGUGUUUGUACUAACGGCAUUACUCGAAAGCAUUGGAAUCCGGUGGACGUUGGGACUCCUCUCUAUAUUGAGCUUCGCAAUUCUGUCCAUCUCAAGUGCGCUCGCCCUUCCGCCGCGAAAAUUCGAAAGGCGGUCUACGGAGAUUGUCAGUUGGAAGGUUUUCCGAGAUCCUCUUUUUGCUUCUCUCGCAAUCGUGAACUUGAUCAUGGCAUUGACGCUGGCCAUCCCUACGGCAUUCGGAUCUGAGUUUGCCCAGUCUAUAGGGGCCAGCAUCACCCACGGAUCAUAUCUCUUGGCCAUCAACUCGGGAAUUGGAAUUCCGGGAAGAAUAUGUACCGGCUGGCUCUCAGACAAGAUUGGACAUUUGAAUAUGCUCAUAGUUGCAACCGCCGUAUACGCCAUUGCAACCUGGGCGUUGUUCUUGUCAUCCGCAAUGACCAGCAAUCUGGGAUCAUACGUUGGUAUGACUGUUUGCUAUGGAUUGAGCAGCGGUGUCUUCAACACCGUCAUGAACUCUGCGCAGAAGAUGCUGUUUGGGGCCGAAAUGUACUAUCCCAAAAGCGGCGCGACCAUUACCAUACGCGGGAUCGGCUUCGUUAUUGGCACGCCUAUUGCCGGUGCAUUGGUGUCCAGGAUCGCUGGUGAAGACUUGGUGGGGAGAGACUUCUUGAAACUUAUCGUUUAUACCGCUGCGUUGUUGACGCUUUCGCUGUUAUGCCUUCUGAAUGUUCGAAGGCUGGAUGCGCGGGGGAAUGGGUGGAAGCUACCAUCGCAAACCUCCUCUACCACUGACCUGGAGGCCGCGAUGUCGCUUACGCCCUCCAAUCCCCGGAUGAUGAGCCCAGCCAUCGGCUCCGGCAUCAAGCUCAAUCCCUCUCCAUCCCCAUUCUUCAAGACCACCCCGCGCUCGCCCGUCAAGGCUGGACGUGCCGAAGCCAGUCUUGCAUUGCGCCAAGUCAUUGGGACCACGACAAACUCGGCCAAUGCCUUCGACAGCCUGCCGUCGGGGAGCAGCUUUGGUUACACGGCGGGUGCUGCCGCUGUCAUUGCGUGCAUAGACGCCCAAGGGCACGUCACCCAGCGUUUCUACCGCGCACGACCUACUACAAAUCCCAUCAAUCCCUCGGCAUCCAUAUACGGCGGGCCCUCGACACCCACUCAGAACGAGAGCCGCAACCGCACUGCCGUCUCCCUGCGCGACGCUGGCUUCGGAGGCUCCCCUCUCCCGUCCCCUAGUGCCCACGACUGGGCAGAUUCGCCGAGCAACAGAGCCUGGGGUACCAAAGACAAGAUCAAGGCCGCAACCUGCGUCAGCUUCAGCCCUGAUGGCAAAUUCUUUGCUGUCGGAGAGACGGGUUACAAACCGCGCGUACUCAUCUUCUCUGCCUCGUCAGAUGCCGCCUCAGAUACCCCACUCACCUCCCUCUCGGACCACACUUUCGGCGUCAACUGCGUAGCCUUCAGUCCCGAUUCUCGCUUCCUUGCCAGCUUGGGCUCCGCCAACGAUGGCUUUUUGUACAUAUGGCACAUCAACUCCCGCACCGGAGCUGCUACGCUACAUGCUAGCAACAAAUGCGUCAGCCAUAUCAACCGAAUGGCGUGGAUGGGAAACAAGCUGGUGACUGUCGGUGUCCGACAUGUCAAAGUUUGGAAGGUAGACGACCUCAAUGCGACAAUGCGCAUCUCCAAGGCGCGUCAAAGCGAUGUCUCGUUUCUCUCCGGCUCCACACACAAAACGCUACCAGGAAGGAAUUGCAUUCUAGAGAGCUUGAAAGAGUCGACAUUCACAAGUGUGGUCGCCAUAGCCCGAAACAAGGCCGUCGUAGCUUCUGACAAAGGGGAUAUAUGUCUUAUUGACGACACCGAAUCCAAUCAUCGCUUCUCGAGAUUGGUUGACGCCGGCUUUGCUGUAAGCUCUUUAGCUGUCGACGUGAAAGGGCGACUCCACGUUGCUGGUAGUCAAGGAGCACUCAAGACUUUCAACAUCGAGGAGAUGAUUGGAAGGCUAACUCCUCCGCCCUCACCUCCACCGCGCGUUGAAUCUCCCUCCACCUCGGUUACGGAAUGCAAUCAAAUCGGCGUGAUAGCCUGUCUCAAAGACUAUCUCAUCACUGUCGACACCCAUCGAGCCAUCCGAUUGUCACAACUGUGUUCCGACGAUGAUGAAGGCGCUGUGGGUAAUGUCGUCCACACCUUACCUGCGCAUGGAAACGCUGUACUAGGAGUACAUGCUGAUCUCGCGCAACCGAACGUGUUCGAGGCUUCGUACUAUACAUGGGCUGCUGACGGUACGGUUAUCUUCUGGAGUCAAGGGACGUUCAAGGGCUUGCUUCAAGUACAGCUUGAGCAGCUGGACGAACCUGAUGCCGUCCCUAACGAGCUAAGGACAGUCCGUGCCUCCACUGAUGGAGCUUUCCUCGUUGCUGGUGACAAAUAUGGUGUUCUACGUUUCAUCGAUUGCAACACUAAAACCUGCACGUUAGAGUUCAAGGCACAUGCCAGCGAAAUCACCAGCAUUGCUAUACAUGAGGAGUCGGAUAUGACCCUCGUCGCGUGUGCCAGUCGAGAUCGUACCGUUCAAGUGUUCACACGUUUAGAAGAAACCUGGGAUCUACUGCAAACUCUGGACGAGCACGUAGGAGCAGUGAAUGGAGUGUCUUUCUCUCGAAAUGGCACGCGUCUAGUGUCGUCCUCAAGCGAUCGAAGUCUGGUGGUCCGCGAACUUUUGUCUAUCGAAGACGAUCGUGGUACAACCCGAGCUUUUGUGAUGUCACGAGCUAUCAUGUUAAAAGCGACGCCGGUGUCAUCGGCCUGGGACAUCGAUCAGGACGAUGCUCUCUUAGUCUCGACUAUCGAUCGCCAGGUACACAAAUUUGACAUUCGAACAGGUCAAUUACUCAGCAACUUCCGUGCAUGCGACACUGAUGGUGGAGAUGCAGUCGUUCUGUCUUCUUUGGUCCACAUACCACGCAACUGGGGUGCUCCUCUAAUUGCGGGUGUGUCAAGCACUGAUAAAUCGAUACGCGUCUACGAUGAAAGCGGCUCCCUGGUCGCUCGCGAUUGGGGCCAUACGGAGGGCGUUUCCGAUAUCGCGCUCGUAGAGACGCCUGAGCACGUAAGUGAAGAAACGAGCGAGAAGUCGCUAGUCACAGUUGCUGUGGAUGGAACCAUAUUUGCAUGGGCUCUGGCUUUGCAGCCUAAUCGUCACGACGUCUCGAAGUCUAUGGAUUUGCUCGCCCCAAACACGCCUUCCAACCAGGAUUUACUGUCUAGCAAGCCACCAUUACGACGCGUCCUCUCGCAAUCUGAAAUGGCCCGUUUUCAACGCUCACCUGUAGAAGAAACACCACCGUCCAGCGGUAACAAAUCACCAAAGCUGCGGAAAAAGGUAUCCAAAUUCUCCUUGGCCCCGACGCCGAAACUCGAACCGUCUCCUAUAACCAGUAGUUCACGCGAAGGCCGGAUAACAGCAUGGCAAGGACAAGGCACAGGGCGCAAAAACAAGAACCGCUCUCCAUCGCCACCUAGUCCCAGAAACCCGCAGCUUGGUAAACGCCGUGCAUCAAUAGAUGCUAGAAACCGCACGAAGGCCCCUGUGAACGAAUUUGGCAGCUUAGGAGCGUCGACAGAGAGCCUAUGUAGAACGCUUCGAGCCUACAGGAAACGUCUAGCAAACACCAGCGAUACUAUGAGCCCGGAACUCGCAAAAGAGGUCGAGAGGGAGCUUGCCGCUACUGCCAGAGCGAUUGGAGACAAGGUGAAAACCAAGGCCUUUGAGGAGACGGUCAUGGUCAAGCUGCUGGAUCAGUAUUCAGAACGAUUGGUAAACAUGCUCGACGAGAAAAUCGCAGCUAGCGUUGCACAACGGAUCAAGAGCAUGCAGCGUAGCAUAGCCCGUGAUGUGACAUCAUACCCGACGAAGCAUGAGGCAACAGGUGCAUCUAAUUAUUCUUUCAUGAAACGGUUUUUAAGGCACAUCGACAGUUUAACGCGCAUCAUGUCACCUCCUGGUACUUCUCUAUCCGCCACUUCGCGCCCAUCGACCCCCUCGAGACCAGCGCGUCUAAAUGACUACGUAGUCCUAUCGCAUCCACCCUGCACGCAAAAGGCAUGUGUCGUCAAACCGAUAUCAAUACAAGUCGAAGACGGGCCUGAUGGCUCUGUAUCAGGGAUCCUCCACCUACCAUCCACAAUAUCAGCCAUAUUAGCAUCCAAGACAGCGGCUAUACUCCUUUCUGGCGCAGGAGGCGAUGUCGUAGGACCAUCGGCUAUCUAUCAUUCUCUAGCAGAUAAACUAGCCUCGCUCAAGCAAGCCGUGCCGGCAUUGCGACUCGACUAUAGAUAUCCAGCACGCAACAAGUAUUGCGUGAGAGACGUCCUAGCAGCCAUGAAACAAUUAGAAGAGCCUUACCAGAUCGAGCGCUUUGUGCUGGUAGGUUGGUCUUUUGGUGGCGCUCCUGUGUUUACUAUUGGUGGCCAAGAUAAAAGAGUGGUCGGGUGUGUGACCGUCGCUAGUCAGACAGCAGAGACGGAGGGUAUACGCUCACUUGCGCCGAAACCACUUCUACUCCUCCACGGUACAGGUGAUCGAACGCUGAGUCCUUCGUGCUCGGAAAAACUAUAUCGUAUGUAUGGUACAGAAGGUGAUAAAGAGUUGAAGCUUUUUGAUCGAGACGAUCAUGCAUUAACAAGAUAUUCUCUUGAGGCAGAGCAGCUCAUUGGUGGGUUUGUGCUUCGUUGUGCUGGGUUAGAUCCGCGGAUCGAUAAAGACGGUUUGGCAGAGAAGCUGGUGGGUGAUGAAGAGAAGGUUGAGUUGAUGGAGAAGGGGGGCGACUUACGACGAAACGAGAGCGUGGAAUAA